Messenger RNA from Limulus polyphemus (Atlantic horseshoe crab), 1323 nucleotides. RefSeq lists its product as uncharacterized. The transcript has 5 exons. The record is from RefSeq and is a predicted model, not a curated record. Gene Ontology annotation, molecular function: chitin binding. Gene Ontology annotation, cellular component: extracellular region. Bases 111 to 1058 code for a protein of 315 amino acids. Lineage: Eukaryota; Metazoa; Arthropoda; Merostomata; Xiphosura; Limulidae.
UCUUGUUAUAUUGGCACACUUCUUGCACAUUGAGAAAUUUUGCACAUUAGUACUUAUAGUGAAAGUUUACUACUGAUAGUUGGAACUUUGUUCUACAUGCAGUUGGCACAAUGAAGCAGAAAUGGAUAAUCUUUCUGUCUCUUUUGGGACUAUUCACUAUAACUUUUGGUGAAAGAAAAAGGUCAGCAUCAAAUACUGAAGUUGAUGAAAACGAUCAAAUUCAAGCAGAGAACAUAUUUAUCCCUAUCUAUCUACAACACGAUCACCCUGCAGUCUAUGAAGUUCCGGAGUCCGUAGCAAACUAUCCGCGUUCAGACUAUGGUAAUGAUCAAUUGGUUCUUUCGUCACCUGGGCCUUCUUCGAAUAUUCUUCCACGCCCGAAUGAUCACUCAACAGUAGGGAUAAGGUAUGAAGAUGGACAUAGCAACUAUCACAUCAAAAUCAACCCAAUUCCUGGAAUACCUGGAGAAGAUUAUCCUGUGUUUUCACAAGUUCCCUUCACCAGAUUUAGAUGCAAAGAUGUGCCCUAUCCUGGAUUUUAUGCUGAUGUUGAAAGUGGAUGUCAGGUUUGGCAUUACUGCCAACUAGACAGCCGUCAAGACAGUUUUCUUUGCACGAACGGAACAAUAUUUAACCAGGAAACUCGAGUGUGUGAUUGGUGGUACAAUGUCAACUGCCCUGACUCUAUCUACCUUUACGGUGUUAACGCCGAUCUCUUCAGGAUACCAGACAAAUCCAAUUAUAUUGGGGAAAAUUUUGGUCAUAGGAAGCACAACGAAAUAUCUCAACCUAAAAGAACCAAUUUAAGGCAUUUUACCCCUAAUAGGGCACUGGUCUCAACUGCAGAUGAACAGUUACAUAAACACGUGUUAUCUGGACCUCUAAAUGCUGGAUAUGCGGUAAAUUCACUUCCUGCCUCUUUGUCUGAUGUCUUUCCACAUCCAAUACCGAAAAUCAAUGUUCCAUUGCAUCAGAGUAACAAUCAUCGCUCUAACUAUCAACAAGGGUACAGUCCAACUUAUCAUAGUCCCAAGUUGCUUUUUGUACAGUGUAACUAAGUCUAGAAUUUUCCAACUGUGGCAGUAUUAGUGACACCUCGUAAAGGAAUAAUGAUAAAUACAUUUCAAGAAAAACGAGAUGAUCAUUAAUUGUCUUUUAAAACGACAACAGCGCAAGAAUUAUUUUUACUAGUAAAAUACAUUGAUAUUAUUUUGUCAUUAUUUUCCCCGAAUAAUAUUUGAAAUUUUAGUUUAUUUAACAAAGUUCUUGCAAUAAGAAUAAAUUCAAACAGUGCGCACAUUUCCUCUCUAUUUUUGUUGCCUU